Molecule: messenger RNA, 3314 nt
Organism: Hippopotamus amphibius kiboko
Lineage: Eukaryota; Metazoa; Chordata; Mammalia; Artiodactyla; Hippopotamidae
Gene: LRRC8D
Product: leucine rich repeat containing 8 VRAC subunit D
Exons: 4
Coding region: 632-3208 (858 amino acids)
Molecular function (GO): protein binding
Source: RefSeq, a predicted model, not a curated record
AUUCUUCCAAAAUCAGUUUUAUUUUUUGUGGCGUCAUUUGUUUUUUUUUUUUUUUUUUUCUUUUUAUGAGAGUGUUAUUUUAAUAUUUUUUUGUGCUUAACAGUGGCGAGGAAUAAACACUUUUCCUGAAAUACGGAAGGGGCAGGAGAAUAGCUGAGACAUUGGAAAGUACGACAUGAUGCUUAGGCCUUGUGUUCGUUAGAAUACAGACAUGUCAGGAGUGGAUGCAGUCUCAGGGUAUUGUAUUCUCCGAACUAUGAACUUUGGUAUCCAUACGACUUAAUUUAAGCAUGUUUGCUUUGCUUUGUCUCAAGAAUUUCACUUUGCUAAUUUAGAGGUUUUCCUUCUAGGCUCUUGGAUUUAUGAGUCACAGAAAUGAAGGCAGGGAGACCAAAAGGUACUUUGUGGGAAAGAAAUGGCCGUGCUUUGGGAUGAAGCUUUAAGUUUGUGAAAAGAAAUGAAGAGUGGACAGUCCAGGGAAGUGCACGGCUGUCUGUAACGUGCCGCCGGGUCCCAGGAUGGAGGAGUGAAGUCUCGGCGUCGCGCCGGUUCCAGCUCGCAGAGCCCGCCGGAAGCCAGUCCCCGGAGAGGAGAGCGCCCUGAGGGAGCAGGGUGGCCGCCUGGUCCAGGAAUGUUUACCCUUGCGGAAGUUGCUUCACUUAAUGACAUUCAGCCAACGUACCGAAUCCUGAAACCAUGGUGGGACGUGUUUAUGGAUUACCUGGCUGUCGUUAUGUUGAUGGUAGCCAUCUUUGCAGGAACCAUGCAACUUACCAAAGAUCAGGUGGUCUGCUUGCCAGUAUUGCCAUCUCCUGUAAAUUCAAAGGCACACACAGCACCAGGAAAUGCCGACGUUACCACCAACAUCCCGAAGAUGGAAUCAGCCACAGACCAAGACCAAGAUGGGCAGAUGACAAAUGAGAUUUCCUUUGGCGCAUCUGCUGUGACACCUGACAUACCUCUCAGAACCACAUCUCCUCACACAGAUUCCACGGUUCCAAAUCAGGAGGCAAAGAAAGAAAAGAAAGACCCAACAGGCCGAAAAACAAACUUGGAUUUUCAGCAAUAUGUGUUUAUUAAUCAGAUGUGUUACCAUCUGGCCCUUCCGUGGUAUUCUAAGUACUUUCCAUACCUUGCUCUUAUACAUACUAUUAUUCUCAUGGUCAGUAGCAACUUUUGGUUCAAAUAUCCCAAAACAUGCUCAAAAGUAGAACAUUUCGUUUCAAUAUUGGGAAAGUGCUUUGAAUCUCCUUGGACUACUAAAGCGUUGUCUGAGACAGCCUGCGAAGACUCGGAGGAAAACAAGCAGAGAAUGACAGGUGCCCAGACUCUACCAAAGCAUGUAUCUACCAGCAGUGAUGAAGGCAGCCCCAGCGCCAGCACCCCAAUGAUCAACAAAACUGGCUUCAAAUUUUCAGCCGAAAAGCCCGUGAUCGAAGUCCCCAGCAUGACCAUCUUGGACAAAAAGGAUGGGGAACAGGCCAAAGCUCUGUUUGAGAAAGUGAGGAAGUUCCGCGCUCAUGUAGAAGACAGUGACUUGAUCUAUAAGCUCUAUGUGGUCCAAACAGUUAUCAAAACAGCCAAGUUCAUUUUUAUUCUCUGCUACACUGCAAACUUUGUCAAUGCAAUCAGCUUUGAACACGUCUGCAAGCCCAAAGUUGAGCACCUGACUGGCUACGAGGUGUUCGAGUGCACCCACAACAUGGCAUACAUGCUGAAAAAGCUGCUCAUCAGUUACAUAUCCAUUAUUUGUGUUUAUGGUUUUAUCUGCCUCUACACUCUCUUCUGGUUAUUCAGGAUACCUUUGAAGGAAUAUUCUUUUGAAAAAGUCAGAGAAGAGAGCAGUUUCAGUGACAUUCCAGAUGUCAAAAAUGAUUUUGCGUUCCUCUUACACAUGGUAGACCAGUAUGACCAGCUCUAUUCCAAACGUUUCGGGGUGUUCUUGUCAGAAGUCAGUGAAAAUAAACUUAGGGAAAUUAGUUUGAACCAUGAGUGGACAUUUGAAAAACUGCGGCAGCACGUGUCACGCAAUGCCCAGGACAAGCAGGAGCUACAUCUCUUUAUGCUGUCAGGUGUGCCCGAUGCUGUCUUUGACCUCACAGACCUGGAUGUGCUAAAACUUGAGCUGAUUCCAGAAGCUAAGAUUCCCGCUAAGAUUUCUCAGAUGACUAAUCUCCAAGAGCUUCACCUCUGCCACUGCCCUGCAAAAGUAGAACAGACUGCUUUUAGCUUUCUCCGCGAUCACUUGAGAUGCCUUCACGUGAAGUUCACUGAUGUGGCGGAAAUUCCCGCCUGGGUGUAUCUGCUCAAAAACCUUCGAGAACUGUACUUGAUAGGCAAUUUGAACUCUGAAAACAAUAAGAUGAUAGGACUUGAAUCUCUCCGAGAGUUGCGGCACCUUAAGAUUCUCCACGUGAAGAGCAAUUUGACCAAAGUCCCCUCCAACAUUACAGAUGUGGCCCCACAUCUUACGAAGUUAGUCAUUCAUAAUGACGGCACUAAACUCUUGGUACUGAACAGCCUUAAGAAAAUGAUGAAUGUCGCUGAGCUUGAACUCCAGAACUGUGAGCUAGAGAGAAUUCCACAUGCUAUUUUCAGCCUCUCUAAUUUACAGGAACUAGAUUUAAAGUCAAAUAACAUACGCACAAUUGAAGAAAUCAUCAGUUUCCAGCAUUUAAAACGACUGACUUGUUUAAAAUUAUGGCAUAAUAAAAUUGUUACCAUUCCGCCCUCUAUCACCCAUGUCAAAAACUUGGAAUCACUUUAUUUCUCUAACAACAAGCUCGAAUCCCUACCAGUGGCAGUGUUCAGUUUACAGAAACUCAGAUGCUUAGAUGUAAGCUACAACAACAUUUCCAUGAUCCCAAUAGAAAUAGGAUUGCUUCAGAAUCUGCAGCAUUUGCAUAUCACAGGGAACAAAGUGGACAUUCUGCCAAAACAGUUGUUUAAAUGCGUUAAGUUGAGGACUUUGAAUCUGGGGCAAAACUGCAUCACCUCCCUCCCAGAGAAAAUCGGUCAGCUCUCCCAGCUCACCCAGUUGGAGCUGAAGGGGAACUGCUUGGACCGCCUGCCAGCCCAGCUGGGCCAGUGUCGCCUGCUCAAGAAGAGCGGGCUUGUCGUGGAAGAUCACCUUUUUGACACCCUGCCACUUGAAGUCAAAGAAGCGUUGAAUCAAGACAUAAAUAUUCCCUUUGCAAAUGGGAUUUAAACUGAGAUCAUACGUGCACAUCCGUGUGCAGGAACAACUUCCUAGGUUGCAGAUGCUCACGUACCAGUUAUUGCAAGAUAAUGCAUUAUAGGAGUAGAUACACCUU